Messenger RNA from Mus caroli (Ryukyu mouse), 3767 nucleotides. Lineage: Eukaryota; Metazoa; Chordata; Mammalia; Rodentia; Muridae. The record is from RefSeq and is a predicted model, not a curated record.
AUGGCCGCCGCCCCUGGCCGCUUCUUGUCGAGUGGAACAAAAUGGCGGCCGCAGGCGGAGCCGGGCGGGGCGGCCUUUCCUCUGCCUUUGGGCUACUUAGAAAACUAUGGCCUCCGCGCUCCUUCCUGUGCCCACCGAAGAGCUAGGCUGACGUGCGGUCGAGUGGCGGGCGCAGCCGGGAUCCUCACGUGGGAUCCGGGAACAGCGUGCGAGCGUGGCAGGCCUCGCGCCUCGGCGGGAGGGACGCGGCCCGCGGCAGGGCCCGGCCGUUGGCGCGGGACCAGCGAGGCGAACGAGUCCGGAGCCCGGCCUCCCGGCGGGGAGGAGGUGUGUGGCCGUACUGCGGGAUGUCCCGCUCGGGCGACGCCAAGAGCGAGGCUCGGUCUCUUUGUGGGCCGUGGCAGCCGAGGCGCUGUCAGCCGGGGGAUUUAUGGUGGAGGCGGCGGGUGGGCAGGAGGCCGCCUUCCUGCGGGAGAACAAAGGGCCGGCCCGGAGGGGGCGCCUCCCGCCCAGGCCUGGGCCCUCGCUAGACGCCGCUCGGAAGCUGAGCCAGCCUGGGCCUGGGGGAGGAACUCGCUGCUCUUUUGCUUUUCAUUUCUACCAUCCCCUCCCCUCCCCACCCCAUCCAUUAAUAUUAUUCUUUUGAAGAUUCUUCGUUGUCAAGCCGCCAAAGUGGAGAGUGCGAUUGCAGAAGGGGGUGCUUCUCGUUUCAGUGCUUCUUCGGGCGGAGGAGGAAGUAGGGGUGCACCUCAGCACUAUCCCAAGACUGCUGGCAACAGCGAGUUCCUGGGGAAAACCCCAGGGCAAAACGCUCAGAAAUGGAUUCCUGCACGAAGCACUAGACGAGAUGACAACUCCGCAGCAAACAACUCCGCAAAUGAAAAAGAACGACAUGAUGCAAUCUUCAGGAAAAUUGUGGACAAAGCCCUAGAAGAGCCAAAGUAUAGCUCACUGUAUGCUCAGCUAUGUCUGCGAUUGGCAGAGGAUGCACCAAACUUUGAUGGCCCAGCAGCAGAGGGUCAACCAGGACAGAAGCAAAGCACAACAUUCAGACGCCUCUUGAUUUCCAAAUUGCAAGAUGAAUUUGAAAACCGAACCAGAAAUGUUGAUGUCUAUGAUAAGCGUGAAAAUCCCCUCCUUCCUGAGGAGGAGGAACAGAGAGCCAUUGCUAAGAUCAAGAUGUUGGGGAACAUCAAAUUCAUUGGAGAACUUGGCAAGCUUGAUCUUAUUCAUGAAUCUAUCCUUCAUAAGUGCAUCAAAACACUUUUGGAAAAGAAGAAGAGAGUCCAACUCAAAGAUAUGGGAGAGGAUUUGGAGUGCCUCUGUCAGAUAAUGAGGACAGUGGGACCUCGAUUAGACCAUGAACGAGCCAAGUCCUUAAUGGAUCAGUACUUUGCCAGAAUGUGUUCCUUAAUGUUAAGUAAGGAAUUGCCAGCCAGGAUUCGUUUCCUACUGCAGGAUACUGUAGAGUUGCGAGAGCACCAUUGGGUUCCUCGCAAGGCUUUUCUUGACAAUGGACCAAAGACGAUCAAUCAAAUCCGUCAAGAUGCAGUAAAAGAUCUAGGAGUGUUUAUUCCUGCUCCUAUGGCUCAAGGGAGGAAUGACUUCUUCCUGGAGGGACCGUUCAUGCCGCCAAGGAUGAAAAUGGAUAGGGACCCACUUGGGGGACUUGCUGAUAUGUUUGGGCAAAUGCCAGGUAGUGGAAUUGGUACUGGUCCAGGAGUUAUCCAGGAUAGAUUUUCACCCACAAUGGGACGUCAUCGUUCAAAUCAGCUCUUCAAUGGCCAUGGGGGGCACAUCAUGCCUCCCACGCAAUCGCAGUUUGGAGAGAUGGGGGGCAAGUUUAUGAAAAGCCAGGGGCUAAGCCAGCUCUACCAUAACCAGAGUCAGGGACUCUUAUCCCAGCUACAAGGACAGUCGAAGGAUAUGCCACCUCGGUUUUCUAAGAAAGGACAGCUUAAUGCAGAUGAGAUUAGUUUGAGGCCUGCUCAGUCGUUUCUAAUGAAUAAAAAUCAGGUGCCAAAGCUUCAGCCCCAGAUAACUAUGAUUCCUCCCAGUGCACAGCCACCACGCACUCAAACACCGCCUCUGGGACAGACACCUCAACUUGGUCUCAAAACGAAUCCACCACUUAUCCAGGAAAAGCCUGCCAAGACUAGCAAAAAGCCACCACCAUCAAAGGAAGAACUACUUAAACUGACCGAAGCCGUUGUGACUGACUAUCUGAACAGUGGAAAUGCCAACGACGCUGUCAGUGGUGUGAGAGAAAUGAGAGCUCCAAAACACUUUCUUCCUGAGAUGCUAAGCAAAGUGAUCAUCCUGUCACUGGAUAGAAGUGAUGAAGAUAAAGAAAAAGCAAGCUCUUUAAUCAGUUUACUCAAACAGGAAGGGAUAGCCACAAGUGACAACUUUAUGCAGGCUUUCCUGAAUGUAUUGGAGCAGUGCCCCAAACUGGAGGUUGACAUCCCCUUGGUGAAGUCUUACUUGGCACAGUUUGCAGCUCGUGCUAUAAUUUCAGAGUUGGUGAGCAUUUCUGAACUAGCUCAACCACUGGAGAGUGGCACCCAUUUCCCUCUCUUCUUACUUUGUCUUCAACAAUUAGCUAAAUUACAAGACCGAGAGUGGUUAACCGAACUUUUUCAACAAAGCAAGGUCAAUAUGCAGAAAAUGCUGCCAGAAAUUGAUCAGAAUAAGGAUCGAAUGUUGGAGAUUUUGGAAGGAAAGGGACUGAGUUUCUUAUUCCCACUCCUUAAAUUGGAGAAGGAACUAUUGAAGCAAAUUAAGCUGGAUCCAUCCCCUCAAACUAUAUAUAAAUGGAUUAAAGAUAACAUCUCUCCCAAACUUCAUGUAGAUAAAGGAUUUGUGAACAUCUUAAUGACCAGCUUCUUACAGUACAUUUCUAGUGAAGUCAGCCCACCCAGCGAUGAGACAGAUUCUUCCUCUGCUCCUUCCAAAGAGCAGUUAGAGCAGGAAAAACAGCUGCUGCUCUCUUUUAAGCCAGUGAUGCAGAAAUUUCUUCAUGAUCAUGUGGAUCUACAGGUCAGUGCCCUGUAUGCUUUGCAGGUGCACUGUUACAACAGCAGCUUCCCAAAAGGCAUGUUACUUCGAUUUUUUGUUCAUUUCUAUGACAUGGAAAUCAUUGAAGAGGAAGCUUUCUUAGCUUGGAAGGAAGACAUAACUCAAGAGUUUCCAGGAAAAGGCAAGGCUUUGUUCCAGGUGAAUCAGUGGCUAACCUGGCUAGAAACUGCUGAAGAAGAAGAAUCAGAGGAAGAAGCUGACUAAAGAACCAGCCAAAGCCUUAAAUUGUGCAAAACAUACUGUUGCUAUGAUGUAACUGCAUUUGACCUAACCACUGCGAAAAUUCAUUCCGCUGUAACGUUUUUUCACAAUAUUUAAAGCAGAAGCACGUCAGUAAGGUUCCUUCUGCAUAAGGUUUUUGUAGUGUGAUGUCUUAAUCAUAGUCUACCAUCAAAUACUUUAGGAGUAUCCUUAAUGUUUAGAUAGAAUAUUAGCAGCAUGCAAUAAUUACAUCCUAAGUUCUCAAGCAGAGGCAGUCUAUUGCAAGGACCUUCUUUGCUGCCAGUUACCAUAGGCUGUUUUAAGUUAGAAAACUGAAUAGCAACACUGAAUACUGUAGAGAUGCACUUUGCUCAGUAAUACUUGAGUUGUUGCAAUAUUUGAUUAUCCAUUUGGUUGUUACAGAAAAAUUCUUAACUGUAAUUGAUGGUUGUUGCCGUAAUAGUAUAUUGCCUGUAUUUCUACCUCUA